CUUAUCACUCCUCCACCAACACCCUCUUCACCGCAAAUAUGGGUCUCGCAGGUCCCAAAAAGUAUGUCGCGUUCCCCUUGAAUAUCGGUUUAUAGUUAAACUAAUAUAAUUCAAGACGCAUAAAGCUCUCCCACGACCCAAACAACACAACAUGGACGAACGACACCCAAUCCUUCGGUCACAAAAUCAUGACCUCGCAAGGUUGGACACCAGGCCAAUACUUAGGAGCCCAAGAUGCCGCACACGCUGAAUUUCAUACCGCCGCGAAUGCAUCGCAUAUCCGAGUCACCCUCAAAGACGACAAUCUUGGUCUGGGGGCGAAGAUAGGAAGUGGUGUAGGUCAUGGUGAAUGCACCGGUCUUGACGUUUUCAAAAAUAUCCUUGGACGCCUGAACGGAAAAGAUGAGUCGGAGAUUGAGAAGGAACAGAAGAGUAGGGAUGAUUUGAAGAGGGCGGUGUAUACGGAGAGGAAAUGGGGGAGUAUUAGAUUUGUGAAGGGGGGUUUCUUAGUGGGUGAUAAGAUUCAAUUGUUGAUUGAUGAGGAGGCCGAGAGGGUUAAGAAGCUGGACGACGGCAGUGCGUCUAGUGAUUCUGAUUCUACUUCUGAAGGAGAGGAACAGGAGCCUAUGAAGGUUGAGGAGGCGAAAAAGUCCAAAAAGCGAAAGGCUGAGGCUUUGGUGGAGAACGCCCCGGAAGUUGUGGCCGUUAAGGUUAAGAAGUCGAAGAAGAAGAGUAAACCCGAAUCUCGACCGGAACAAGAAGUGGUAGCCGCUCUGAGCGACAUCAAAAUAUCCAAGAGAUCCAAAAAAGAGCGAAAACUGAAAGAAGCAGUCGAAGAAUCCAAUGACUCUUCAGACGAAUCCGAAAGCAAGAGACGAAAAAGGGAAAAGAAGGAGAGGAAACAAGAAAGGGAGGCCAAGAGAGAACGAAAAGAGAAGAAGAGAGCCAAAUUGCAGGCUGAAGAUGGAUCAACAAAAUCCAAAUCCAAGAAAUCAAAACGAGCGAAGAGUAAAGGUGACGACUCUUCUGAUUCUUCCGAAACCAGCACGAAAGAAAGUACGCCUUCUGUACCCGUCUCCGCGCCAUCUAGCGGUCGGUCAAUGCCUAUGAUGCAAGGUAGACAUGCUGUUCGUGCGAGGAACAUAGCACAGAAACGAUUGGCUAGUAUGGAUGUAGCAUCUUUGAACCAGGUAUGUCGACCAUAACAUUCUUUUUCCGUUUCCAGCCGCUAAUUGCAAUCGCAGGUUUUCAUGAUCAAGUCGUAGCGUUGGAAAUAGA
Molecule: messenger RNA, 1278 nt
Organism: Hymenoscyphus albidus
Lineage: Eukaryota; Fungi; Ascomycota; Leotiomycetes; Helotiales; Helotiaceae
Source: the annotation of a GenBank genome assembly